CUCUCUCUCUCUCUCUCACACACACACACACACGAAAAAUGGGGUCAAGUACGUUCGAUUCGAAUUUCAAAACCCUAAUUUUUCAACUUCCUUUAUCUCCCCCAAAUUGUAACAACUCCAAUUAAUUGAUUGAUUUCCAACUAAAACCGAACAACAAUAAUCAGUAGAAUAUGCAGUUACGUUGUUUAUCACUCCACAUUCUCAGUUUACUGAUAGUUAUAUACACUAUUGAUGCAAUUCAUUCUGUAUCUACGAUCUGCGAGUUCAAUGUUACGAAAGAUAACAAGCUUUAUAGCUACAAUUUGGCUUCUCCUUCUGAAACAUUCACUCAUGGUGUUCUCAGCGAAGACGGAUAUUACAAGGUGUCGUCUAAUGGAACGGUGGUCUGGUUUCAGCUUUGCGAUGGAAUGAUUUUCAACCAUGAUCCGCCAAGAUGUUUUGAUUGUUUGGAAUGUGGGGGACAAUCUCGAUGUGGGACGGGUUGCAGUGCCCUUAUGUCCAGUAAUAUAUUAGGGGGUUAUUCUGUAUGUACCACUAUUGGGCGCACCCAAAGCAUCACCACAAAUCUCAUCGAUAAAAAGAGUCCAAGCAUGGGUGUAAUCGUUGAAAUGUGGCACCAAGGUCCCGAAAUGAAUUGUUCGCUCUCUGUUUCUGUUAUCUGCGAUUCGAAGAAAUUUCAAGGACCAAAGACACUUGAAAAGUUUGGGAAUUGUAACUUUGCUACUCAAAUAACGCAUCCAGCUGGUUGCGCGAUUGUUUUGGCUAUCAAAGAUAAUAAAUCGGGCUGGUUCAGUACCCUUUUAAUCAUGUACUUGUCAAAUUACAAAUAAUACAACCAACACCUAUGUGCAUUCCCCCCCCCCCCCCCCCCCCCCCCCGGUUGUUUCUCUUUGGAGGUUAUCUAAUAACCGGGGCUGUUUAUCGUUUCUUUAUCUUGGCAUUCGUGGUAUAGAUAUUAUCCCGAACCUGGAAUUUUGGGCCAGCUUGCCUCAUAGAGUUCGGAAUUCAUUUACGUCAUUGGUUCGAAGAUUUAGAGGACCCUCUCAAAAUUACAGGAGCUCCUACUCUCCUGUUGACUUUUGACUUUUCGAAUAUUGUUGGUCAAACUAGUGCUCUCACAGGCUGGAGGAGAUUCAUUUCAUACACCGAUUAUUACUCGUUCAAUUUGGCAGAGAGAAACAAGAAUCCCAUCAUUUUGUAUGCGUAUUUUUUCAUGCAGCAAAAUCAUAUUUCAUGAAACUGUUAAACUCGAUAAUGUACGCUGAGGUGUACACUGUACAAUGCAGUUAUUGUAUUAGGACUAGGAGUUUUUAUCUAAACCAUUCAUCCAUAUGAUUUUGUGAUAAUGCUGGAUUGCCAAAAUGUCAAGUGAGAGAGGAUACAGCUUGAUGUAGGUUAUUUCUGAAACAGAGUAAAGGCAUGAGACAUUUUUCUUUUA
This is a messenger RNA of Helianthus annuus (common sunflower), 1438 nucleotides long. RefSeq lists its product as uncharacterized. The transcript has 10 exons. Lineage: Eukaryota; Viridiplantae; Streptophyta; Magnoliopsida; Asterales; Asteraceae. The coding region runs from base 171 to 830 and encodes 219 amino acids. The record is from RefSeq and is a predicted model, not a curated record.